GAUUGAUCACAGUUCGAGGUGUCCAGUCUCCAUAAAAGACCAAGUUCUCCAUAAUUUGGCAAUAGAAUCUCCAAAACAAGCCCUGAGAUGUGGCUCCAGCGAUUAAACAAUCCGUCAGUUCUGUGUUUAUUAAUAUCGAUGGGACUAGGUGUGACACUCCAAGAUGAGUGGAACCAAAGCCUCGAGGAUGAUGAGACAGUCGACUUCUUCGAUUUUCCCAUUUCGAAGCUGCUGAAGCAGUUGAAGGAGAUCCCGAGAGAAGAUGAAGCUGAGGAAAUCCCUGAUGCUAUCAAGAGACCCACCAUCGAGCCAGAAGCUGAAAUGCUACCAGCUCAUUACACGGGUGUCAAAUCUCCAGGUGUUGAUCACAUGGAGCUUGUGAUUACUGAUGCAAAAAUGGAGAACUCUGAUGGAGAUGUUCAUGUCGUUGCUGUGAAGAAUAAGAAGAGUCCCCAGGACAGGAGUAAUGGCAAGAUCCAGAAGGAUUUUAAAGUUGUUAAGGAGAAAUCGCCGAGGAAACCACAGGGUGUUGAGCGUUCCAAGCGGAAGAACUUGAAGACUGUGCGAAAUUAUAUUCACCAAGAUGUCUUUGAGAAGAGAGGAACCACCGAUGAGAUCGAUCGGGAUGAACAGGAAACAAAACCGACUUAUGAAGUUUAAACAAUUAUUCUUUGGAUUUUGGAAUAAAAAAUUUACAGAUAAAAUUGGUGUAACAAAUAAA
Messenger RNA from Fopius arisanus, 721 nucleotides. RefSeq lists its product as uncharacterized. Bases 88 to 660 code for a protein of 190 amino acids. The record is from RefSeq and is a predicted model, not a curated record. The transcript has a single exon. NCBI's taxonomy places the organism in Eukaryota, Metazoa, Arthropoda, Insecta, Hymenoptera, Braconidae.